Messenger RNA from Hypomesus transpacificus, 1004 nucleotides. It is a transcript of the gene triap1, whose product is annotated as TP53 regulated inhibitor of apoptosis 1. The record is from RefSeq and is a predicted model, not a curated record. The transcript is spliced from 2 exons. Bases 121 to 345 code for a protein of 74 amino acids. NCBI's taxonomy places the organism in Eukaryota, Metazoa, Chordata, Actinopteri, Osmeriformes, Osmeridae.
UUUCCAAUGGGCCAAUCAAACCACAUGGUUCAAGGAAAGUCACAGAAGGUCCAAGGAAGAGCGGUUUUGCAGCCUAACUACAAACUAAACGUAUUUGUUAUUUGAGUUUAUUCCAUAGAGAUGAAUAGUGUUGGAGAGGGCUGCACGGAUCUCAAAAGGGAAUAUGAUCAGUGCUUUAAUCGUUGGUUUGCCGAGAAGUUCCUGAAGGGAGAUCGAAGCGGUGAUCCGUGUACUGACAUGUUCAAGAAAUAUCAAAUUUGUGUCCAGAAGGCGAUCAAGGAAAAGGACAUUCCGAUUGAUGGCGUGGAAUUCAUGGGACCAAACAAGGAGAAACCAGACAGCUGACGGGGGGGAAACGUUGGGACUGAGACGAAUAACCCAAUUCUCUUUGCCUUGCCAUUCUCUGCGCAUGCCAUGGAAGACCUGAUGCCCAUCCCUGUCAUCAUUUAGCUCAAGCAGGGAGCCAAGUUGAACCAGCCACUAACCAGCUUUCAGUGUGAGGGAUAAAGUGCCGAACACCAGUGGGGAGUAGUAUGUGUGAGAAAAAUGUAAGUAUGAUUUAGAGAAACUGACAAAAGGAUUCCGUGGUAAUUCAGAUAUGCCUGGAAAAGACCUGGAACUCCUAUGGUCUUUUGUUACUUUUUAAUGCUUUUAUUUAACAUCUGGCACACGUUGUGAAGUAUGCUCAAACAUGACUUUUCUUCUCUGGAAGCACAAAUGGCUGUAGUAAUGACGACUAAGCUGCUAGUCUAUAAACAUGACUGAAGUCUGCCACUUAAUGUUGAUGUACCCAUUCGUAGGGAUCAUUGUUGAACACAAUUUGGUUAACAUGCAAAUACUAGAUUUAUUUUUAUUUUCUAACUUUGAUUUUUUUUAUGUAGUCGCUUAAUUAAAUUAUGGAUGAUUGUUUGAUGCAUUGAUACAAUUUGCAAUUAAACAACCCUGUUUGCCAUCUCUGAUCUGAGUGACCUGUUUGAAAAAAUAAAUGUCAAUAUUUCUAAUGA